Molecule: messenger RNA, 2292 nt
Organism: Sphaeramia orbicularis (orbiculate cardinalfish)
Lineage: Eukaryota; Metazoa; Chordata; Actinopteri; Kurtiformes; Apogonidae
Gene: e2f5
Product: E2F transcription factor 5
Exons: 8
Coding region: 128-1216 (362 amino acids)
Biological process (GO): regulation of transcription by RNA polymerase II
Cellular component (GO): RNA polymerase II transcription regulator complex
Molecular function (GO): RNA polymerase II cis-regulatory region sequence-specific DNA binding; DNA-binding transcription factor activity, RNA polymerase II-specific; protein dimerization activity
Source: RefSeq, a predicted model, not a curated record
CUUCAGGUACUGCCGUCGUCCCGUCGAGGUAAACGUAAUAUAGCUGAAUAUUAAGAAAUGUAUGUAAGCUGUAGUUAAAUUCGAGUUAUUUAACCUAGUAGUGAAGACUUUCUUUCAUUGAAAAAAGAUGGAGUUUGAGACUACUGAGACCGUACGUUCAGCACCGAGUCGUCACGAGAAAAGUUUGGGGCUCCUCACCAUGAAGUUUGUCAGUCUGCUGCAGGAGGCAAAGGAUGGCGUCCUAGACUUAAAAGUGGCUGCAGACAGUUUAGCCGUGAAGCAGAAAAGGAGGAUAUAUGAUAUCACCAAUGUUCUGGAAGGUGUGGGGCUGAUCGAGAAGAAAAACAAGAAUAUAAUCCAGUGGAGGGGGGAGAACACAGGCAGCCAAACACAGGAGGUGUUGGAGCAGGUGAAAGUUUUGAAGUCCCAGAUCUCUGAAUUAGAGGCCCAAGAGAAAGAGCUGGAUAACCAGAAAGCAUGGCUGGAGGAGAUUAUUAAAUACUUUAACCAUGAUCCCAUCACCAACACUUAUAAAUUUGUGACACAUGAAGACAUCUGCAAUGCCUUCAGCGGAGACACACUCCUUGCUGUUGUAGCUCCUGCUGGGACUCAGCUGGAGGUACCUUUACCAGAAAUGGGCCACAAUGGUCAGAAGAAGUACCAGGUGAAUCUCCGCAGCCACUCAGCUCCCAUCCAGGUCAUGCUCAUUAACAGAGAUUCAGAUUUUACAGCCCCCGUAGUCUUCCCUGUGCCACCCACCGACGACAUCUGUCCAAUGCCAACUCCACCCAGCACCCCCGCAAGCCUGCAGAGGUUCCCUCUUUCAACCACUGCGUACUCCACCUCCAACUCUACCUUCUCAUGCAGCAGCCAGGACUCUCUAUGCCCAGACCACCAGAUGGUGCUGCCAGAACAUGAUGAAGUACUGACGCCCUCCUCCACCCCACCCGAUGUGCAGAUGGGGUGUCACAUAGAUCCAGCAGCAGCACUGGAGCAGCAGCAGAUGGACCUGGCUGGCCCAGAGUUCCAGUCUGUGCUGGACGUGAGCAGCCUGCUUAAGCUCAACUCUGUAGGAGACCACAUGAAGGACGACAGAGCCGAAACUGUUGAUCUAAUCGAUGAGCUCAUGUCAACUGAUGGUAUAGACUACAGCUUCAACCUGGACGACAGCGAGGGAGUGUGUGACCUGUUCGACGUCCAGAUCCUUAAUUACUGAUGACUCUGCUGCUGGGAAGCACUUUUGCUACACUCUAAAGAAGCUUCUGAGGUAUUUUCUUCCAUUUGUGUAAAAACAGCACAGCUGAUACUUAAACAUACCAAAACCCGACAAUACACCAAUGUGACUUUACCUCUGUGUAGCAGACACUCAUCUUCAAUGCGGGCGUCUUGUCCUGAGUUUACAUUCAAACCUAGUGUCUGAAUGAACGACUGCAUGAUUUUGGCCUUGAGUCAUUGUGUUCCCCCUGAGUUUUUAUAAGGAGUGUUUGAGUGUAGAUGAUACCACUGUAUCUGCUGGUUUGGUGUCUCCAGCAUUCCUGAGAAAUGAAGUGCCUUAGUGGCAUUAAGCCAGGACAAAUCAUUCAGCCUCCUACUGCACUUUGCAUGAUAUAUCUUUGGUUUUUUUUUCCACAUCCAGUGGAAAGCCUGAAACUUGAAGACAACUGCUUUACGUUCUAUAGUUCAUCAACAGCUGGGAAUGUAACAGUGUUGUCGUUUAGUUGGUAUUCACAAUAACUUGUAACAGUUCAGUAUUGGUAUGUUUUAAAAAUAUUGAUACAUGUUUGAUCUAGUUCAGGGUAUAUGUGAAAACAUUUUGGUAAUACUGUAACUUCAUUUGCAUAGAAAGCAUAAUGAGGGUAAACGUAUGAAGUCCACAUUUAAUAAAAAAGGCAAAAUAUAUUUACAUGUAUAGUCAUUUGAAAAGUACAUUUUUUUUCCUAAAUUAUUUUAACACUGCCAUUUUAGGCAUCUGAGUUUUUGUUUUUCUGUUCUUCUAAUUACAUUUAUAUAUUUGAAAAAAUAAAUGUUUUACUGAAUUCAAGAGGAAGCAAAUCUUAGUUUUGGUUGGUUGAAAGUGAAGCUGAUUGACUGCCUUCAUUGUAAUUUAAUAAUUGUAUUAGGUGUAUUUCGGGUUCAAAUAUGGAAUGUUGAACUUCUUGUUGUCAUUUUGUAUAUUUAUAGUUUUCUUGGUAUAUGACACAUGUUUUUUGUUAAUAUUUAUACAGUUUUUUUGUUUAUUUGCACAAUGUUUUUGGUUUUGUUUGUUUUUUCAAUAAAUAUAUUUGACCUGGA